Messenger RNA from Olea europaea var. sylvestris, 1202 nucleotides. RefSeq names its product NAC domain-containing protein 21/22-like. The record is from RefSeq and is a predicted model, not a curated record. Gene Ontology annotation, molecular function: DNA binding. The transcript is spliced from 3 exons. Lineage: Eukaryota; Viridiplantae; Streptophyta; Magnoliopsida; Lamiales; Oleaceae. Gene Ontology annotation, biological process: regulation of DNA-templated transcription. The coding region runs from base 61 to 987 and encodes 308 amino acids.
AGGAUCUUCAUUUAUUCUUGUGUCCAACUACCUCAACCUUCUCUCUCUCUAGAAAAAAAAAUGAGCAGUUUGAGCAUGGUGGAGGCAAAGCUUCCGGCGGGGUUUAGGUUCCAUCCAAGAGAUGAUGAACUCAUAUGUGAUUACUUGAUGAAAUGGGUGUCCACAGGAGGUGGCGGUGGUUGUGGCGGCACCGCUGCUGGACAUGGCCAGCUUCCUCUUCUAAUCGAAGUUGACCUCAACAAGUGUGAACCUUGGGACGUUCCAGAAGAAGCAUGUGUUGGAGGCAAGGAUUGGUACUUUUACAGCCAACGUGACAGAAAAUAUGCAACUGGGUUAAGAACAAAUCGAGCUACAGUUUCUGGAUAUUGGAAGGCCACCGGGAAGGACAGGGCGAUAUUUCGAAAGAGUACCCUAGUCGGGAUGAGAAAGACUUUGGUAUUCUACGAGGGUCGAGCACCCAAAGGAAGAAAGACAAGUUGGGUUAUGCACGAAUUUCGACUCGAAGGACCCCUUGCCCCUCCAAAAUUAAUUUCUCCCAUCACGGUAGAUUGGGUGUUAUGCAAAUUGUUCAAUAAAAACAAAUCAGAAUUUUGUGCCAAACAAGAAUUGGGAAGCAUUAAUUAUGAAUUUGAUGAUAAUCGUAAGACAAAUUCUUGGACUCUUCCACCAUUGAUGGAACCCUACAUCUCCUUUGAUCAAAUUGAUGAGCAAGUGUCCUGCUUCUCCAUUUUAACCCCAAACCCUAAUUUCUCAAACCUCGCCCACAUGGAUCAAGAUUUGUCCACUCAAAUCAUGACAAUUCUCCCAGAUCAACUUGAAGUGCAAAUUAAUUCAAACAUUUCUUGUGAUGAAAAUGAGGUGACUGAUAUUUUGAAGCAUGUUUUCACGAGGGACACGACGAAUAGGUCCCCGAGCUUUGGGGAAGGAAGUUCCGAGAGUUACUUAUCUGAAGUUGGAUUACAGCAGCCUUCAAUGUGGAAUUACUAAUGAUUUUUCAGAUCUGGGAUUUGCAAAUUGCAAACUGUCAUAUACAUUAGAUUAAGGUAAAUGGAUAUAUGAUUGGUCUGUCUAAGUUUAGCAAUGUAAAACUGUACCCUAUAUAUUGGUAAGUUUCAGAUUUUAACUUACUUUUAUUGAAGAAGAUUGUCCCCUGAAAAAUGUCAGAAAGUUUCUGCCAGAAUAGUCACAAUUUCUAUAGACAA